AUGGCCGACCGCCGAGGCUUCCUCCUACCACUGGUAAUCUUCGCCUUCUUUAUCUUCUCUCCCGUAAAUCGCGGACCGAUCGACUCCCGCUUCCAGGAACGACCCAGCAUCGAGGAUGCAAUAGCUGAAGAGGAGAAGUCGCUGGGAGUGCUACAGAACUCGUCCUACAGCGACUUCUGGGGACGAUCAGCUGAUGGAGACCUCUUGAUUAACGAUGGCCCGCAGCUAAACCUCGCCGGCCUACGGCGUGAUCGGGGUGUUGCAUGGGCUGCUCUUCCUGCAGUCAAGAAAAGGGCGGAAGAGUUCUUGGGAAAUGCUCUAGGAUCUGCUGGCAUUAAUGCUUUAGGUGCGGUAGGGCGAUCAACAGAUCUACCACCACUGUACAGCAAUGUGACGGGCUACGUACAUGGCCCAUGGGUCCGAUCGAAGCUGCGGGAAAAUAUAGCUCAACCGCAUCUCAAUCUAUCAUCGUACGCCGGCCAAGGGCCAUAUGGCCCGUUCCAGCUAAACACAUUCGAGCGGAACAUCACUGGAGAUACCGGCGAUGUCAGUAUACGCUUCCACGAGAGGACGGCGCACGAUUUGGUACUGCCAGAUCAUGCCAACGUCACCAGCAUCAGCGUUGAGAUGACGCUGCGUGAAGAUGUCGGGGAGAACGACGCCGAAUUGCAGCUCUACGGCGUCUACAACAUGGAUAUUGGCCAAGCCAUCCUGACCACAACGAGCGACAAGAUGGCUGGCAUAUUCAUGCUGCCCCACUUCUCACUAUCGGAGAGCACGUUCGAGUCAGCCAAAGCAUAUCUGAACCAGUCCAUAUCCCGCACCAUAAAAACGCGUAAAGAUGGCGACAUCGAGUCCUUCAACCCAUGGCCCUCAAGGGGUAACACCGGUCCACCAAUGAAUACGGACUUGCCACUCUGCGAACUCAUUGUCUGGCUGCAGCAAAUGUCUCCUCGUGCUUUACCAGCAACGAAUACUCAACAGAAUAUACUAGGCUUCCUGGAAAGCGAGCUUCGCUCUCCUACUGGUGCAUUCUUACCUCCUGCACCCGAGCUUCGCUUCAACAUGAUUGCAUUCUCGCCCGACUGCGGAUACGUACUCGAGUCGAAAGGUGAGCCGGACUUCGUGCCUCAGGAUGGCGAUCAUCUAGUUGGACCAAAGAUAGAGGCUUUGUUUGGUAAUGGCAGACACCACCUUGUGUUCUUCGCACUGGUCAUCGGUUCGCAAAUCGCCCUGCUUAAGCGCCAGAUGCAGGAGGCUAGUACGCCUUCGACACGAAGUCGCAUCAGUUUCACCACCGUCGCUAUGCUGGCACUUGGCGAUGGCUUCGCAACAAUGACAUUCCUACUCGUCAGCCUAUUCAUUAGCAACCUAUGGCUUGACCUCAUGGCCGCUGCGUUCCUGGCUUUCGUGUCGGUGUCGUUCUUUGGUAUGCGCUUCAUGUUCGAUAUAUGGACUGCUCAUGCGCCGGAGCGUGAGCGUGCGGCGCGAGAAGAGGCCGAGGAGGAGCGACAGAGGAGAGAAAGGUUACAGGUUGCGCUUGAUCGUAUUCAUGCUGAUCGGAACGAGAGGCUGAGGCAAUUGGCUGAGAGGCAGGAAGCGAGGGUUGCUAGUGGUCCUCCUACUGAUGCUGAGCUGGCUGCUGCGAUCCCUCAGCCUCCCUCGAGUGAUCAGACGAGCUCGCCGACCGAAGUGUCCGCUGCCAAUGCUGACACAGCGCCAACGGCCAGGGAUGCACCUAGCACGGAAGAGGCGCAACCAGUUCCCGUAGCCGCUACUUCUACACCUCUACCAGAUCUACCGGCAACAGCGCCGCCAGUAGAGAUGCCUGCAGUACCCGAGACGCUUCCGUUACCGGCCACAGCUCGUCGGCCACCCGAGGCUUUUGCCACACCGCUUUGGAUGCCGUUGGAUCAGGCAGGUAUCGUGACGCAAACAGCCGAUGGCUUACAAGUCAACAUGGAAGUCGAACCUCAGACCUCCAGCUUCGGCUCACUCUAUAUGCGUUUCUACCUUGUCCUUCUUGCCGUCUUGUUCAUAAGCCUGAAUGCCGCUGGUUGGCCUACAACGCUACGAAGAGUCUACUUCACCACCCUAGCACUCCUCUACCUCUCAUUCUGGAUCCCUCAAAUCAUUCGCAACGUUCAGCGCAACUGUCGCAAAGCCUUUCGGACCGAGUUCGUGCUCGGCGAGAGUGCCUUGCGUCUGAUGCCAUUCGUCUAUUUCUUCGCCUAUAAGCGCAAUGUCGUCUUCGCCAGCCAAGACCUGUACAGUCUCGCUCUUCUCGCCAUCUGGGUAUGGAUCCAGAUUGUAAUCAUCACGAGCCAGGAGAUCAUCGGACCACGAUGGUUCGUUCGCAAAGACUGGGCGCCUCCAGCUUACGACUAUCACCCUGUUCUCCGCUCGGAUGAAGAAGGCGCAACCUUACCUCUUGGCCUCUCAGAUGCGAACAACAUUUCCGCGCCCACCUCGCCUCUGCUCGAGCGCAGGGUCAGCUUAUCAUCACCUGCGACAGCGCGACGGACCUCACUCGCCACAACCAAGGAGCACAAAGAAAAAGGCAAACGAAUGUAUGAUUGUGCUAUCUGCUUUCAGGAUCUCGAGGUGCCUGUCAUCGAAGCUGAUGGGACUGGCGAUAAUGCUGGGACGGCUGCAUCGCUGGCAGGAGGACUGCUGGCGAGGAGGAACUAUAUGGUUACUCCGUGUAGACACAUCUUCCACAGCGCUUGUUUGGAGGGGUGGAUGAAGUACAGACUCCAAUGCCCGAUUUGUCGCGAGGGGCUGCCGGCGCUAACCACUUCCACAGACCACGAAGCAACUAUGAUCGCAGCCAUAUCGAAAUGGCUUGACGCCCAGGCCACCACACUUCACGAACCACUCCUACCAGAUCCAGCGACGUUCGACUUCGAUGAGCAGGACAACCCACCACGAACCAGCACCCAUACCCUUACUACUGCAAUCGAGAGACUGAUCCUCGCCACAGCUGCUUUACACCGAGCUGGGCCGUGGUACACCUCGAAGUCUGAGGCGCUCUGGCAUUUCAUUGCUGGUUCUCUAUCACGAGCAGAGUAUGAUAACAAAGUUUCGAAGGCUCUGGCUAAGUUGCCGAAAAGAACAAUUGUGGAGAGGGAUGUAGCGUUUGCUGAGGGGAGGACGCUUGAGGCCUUGAUGACGCUGAGGAGGGAGGGUGAUGUCAGGGAUGUUAGGGAUCUGAUGGAGUGUUUGGAUGAGUUUGAAAAGGCUGGAAUUUGA
This is a messenger RNA of Recurvomyces mirabilis, 3252 nucleotides long. RefSeq lists its product as uncharacterized. The coding region runs from base 1 to 3252 and encodes 1083 amino acids. The transcript is spliced from 2 exons. NCBI's taxonomy places the organism in Eukaryota, Fungi, Ascomycota, Dothideomycetes, Mycosphaerellales, Teratosphaeriaceae. Gene Ontology annotation, molecular function: zinc ion binding. The record is from RefSeq and is a predicted model, not a curated record.